AUGUUGUCCGCUGCUAAAGUGCGUAUUCAUGGUAUGCAAGAUGAGAACUGGGUGAUCAAGGAUAAAAUUAAUCAGUAUCGAGGACUAAUUAAACUAUAUGAAAGAGACCGUAAGAUACAUGAAGGCGACUUGGCAAAGCAGAAAAAACGCUACUGCCGCGAUAUUCGGCAAUUACGAAAGGAUAUUACGGGUAAACGUGAAGAACUGCAGGUGGCAGUGUAUGGGGACAAGCAGUUUCUACGAAAUGCUUUCCAAGAGCACAGACGGUUACAGCUCACGUACAUGAAUAGUCAAGCCGAUAGAGUGUUGGAGAGUAUACAUCAAGAAAAUUUCAAUAAGCGUAAACAACUUGAUAGAAUCAGAUACACGAAAAAGAGAAAAAUGGAACAAUUUCGCCAAAUACAACUUCAGUCGGCCGAGUUGCGAGAUCGUCUCCUUUAUGAAGUCGGCGGAAAACUCCCGGCCGAAAAAAAGGAGCAGGCGGUCGCUAAUUAUGUCCAACGAGCCAAUAUUAAAAAGAAUGCGGCUUUGGCCAUAAAGGUCAUGUAUAAGAAAAUAUUGGAUAUCUUAAAGAAGGACUCUUCAUACUUCACAGUAGUUUUAGAAGCGCUUAAAUUGGACUGUCGGGCGCAAGGCAAGUGCUUAAUGGGGGCCACUGAGAUGGGACAGCUAGCUAUGGAAUACUUAGACGAUAGAAAGUUUGAAUUUAGUAAAUUGGAAAAGGAAAUUAAAGCAAAUAUGAAGGAAAGAGAAAGAACUUUGAAGUUAGUACGAAGAGAAGUAGCCUUCUUAACUGACUCGUUUCCUAAUUUAAUAAGAAAGGAGGAAGCUACAAAUCUCGACGAUUUAUAUGAAGACGAUGACGCAAUCAGUCAACAUUCGGUCCACUGGGAGCUAGAAGAGGUAAUGGGAAUCUGCAAACGAUUGCAGAAAGCGACGCUGGUUCCGUCAUUCGAAAAUAUUCUUUUGAGAUUGAAAGAACAGCGGUACCAAUCGGAACGUCUCAUGACGCAGCUGACUCUCAACAGUAUGAAGAGAGAUGCCCUUAUGGAAGACCGUAAGCACGCUAUAAUAAUGCUCGAUUCAUUAAAGAACAUGGGACAAGAGAGAACCGCGCAGUACAUACAGGAUAAGAAACGUUUUCGAGCUGAGCUAGAGGUUGAGGAGCGUGAAGAAAAAAAUAUUACACGACAACUUGACGAGAAAGGACGACUAAUUAUUGAGAUGAAGACUUCCUUGCAGCAGAUAAACCAACUCCUUUCUAGCGUAGGAGCACCAAACGUGCAAAGGCCGAUGAAAGGUGCACCCUCAGCCCUACAAUAUGCACUCGAUGAUGUACUCCAGCCGGUACCCGAACUCGAAGCUGACUUUGACAAACUGCUCCUAAAUGCUCGCCAGAAGAUAAACUUGCUGAUCCAGGCGGUUUCCAAAAUGGAAGUGGACGAUGAAGUCAAGAGUAAUGCUCGUCUUUUCUACCACAACAUACUCGCCAGGUUUAUGAGGGAUAAUUAUAGAGAAGAGGCGGUAGCUGAAGGAGGUUUGAUUGAAUUCGAAAUGGAGGAUCCGAAUGUGCCCAGCCAUGCAAUUAUCAAGCUACGAAGCAAGCAACUCGUGGACGCUCAAGUCAGCGAGUUCGAUGUACCAGAUGUUCCAGCAAAGAAGUAACUGACUUAACGCAAUAAUAAAUACAGACGAAUAGUGAAGAAGUCAGUUCAGUUUACAUUUUUAUAUAUUAUUUUGUUAUUCAACUUUUCUAGAUAAAUUGUUAGACGUUCUUGUAACAUUUAUGAAAAGAAAAUAAAUUCCUAAGAAAUUGUAACUUCGCAGGAAUGGAAGCUUAUUAGCUUAGGUAUUAUAUGUUGCGACACGUAUUGUUAACGUGCAACGUGAUGUCACAAGUUAGUUUAUACCUAUUUACUUCAAGACUAAAUAAAAAA
Molecule: messenger RNA, 1937 nt
Organism: Vanessa atalanta (red admiral)
Lineage: Eukaryota; Metazoa; Arthropoda; Insecta; Lepidoptera; Nymphalidae
Exons: 11
Coding region: 1-1665 (554 amino acids)
Biological process (GO): cilium movement; outer dynein arm assembly
Cellular component (GO): cilium
Source: RefSeq, a predicted model, not a curated record